UACACCCCGGACGAAGAAGCAUGCGUGAGACGAAAGUUGGAUACCAGGUUAGUGCUCUUCGUAGCACUUCUGUACAUGAUGGCCUUCUUAGACCGCAGCAAUAUAGGCAAUGCCAAAACAGCAGGUCUCAGUCAAGAUCUCAACCUCUCCGACAGCCAAUUCAAGUGGCUGCUGACAGCCUUUUAUAUCACCUAUGUUCUGUUCGAAUGGAUGACUCUCUGCUAUCAGAUCUUCCCGCCCCAUAUCUACAUCAGCACAUGCGUCUGUGUCUGGGGACUUCUUGCUUCCCUCCAAUCUCUCGCAACCACGUUCGGCUUCCUGCUCACUCUUCGAGCACUGCUAGGAAUAGGAGAAGCAGCCUUCGUCGGAAUGCCCAUCUAUCUUUCAUUCUUCUUCCGGCGCGAGGAGCUGGCUUUCCGAACAGGAAUCUUCAUCGCCGCCGCGCCUCUCGCGACCAGUUUUGCCAGCAGUCUGGCCUAUCUCAUUGUACGCUUCGGAAAUCUUGUUCCCAUCGCAAAUUGGCGACUGCUCUUCCUCCUCGAAGGCUUCCCAGCGUGCGUUGUGGCGAUUUGGACAUUCUAUUGGAUCCCAGACUCCCCCAGUACCGCACGUUGGCUAACAGCCCACGAACGCAAGAUUGCCACUGUACGUAUGCGGAAUGAGACACCACACUCCUCCUCCUCCUCCUCCUCCUCCUCCUCCUCCUCCUCCUCAACAUCCCCGAGUAGUCGCAUCCCCCGCCGUGAUCACAAGUUCUCAUGGCCUUCCGUCGUACAAACCCUCUCCGAUCCAAAAUCCUACCUCACAGCCGCCAUGUUCUUCUGCUGCAACGUAGCAUUCUCCAGCAUGCCAGUCUUCCUCCCUUCAAUCCUCCACGCUAUGGGAUCCACUCCUCUCCGCAGCCAACUGCUCUCCGCGCCCCCUAGCCUAUUCGCUUUCAUCACAGUGCUCCUCACCGCCCACCUCUCCGAUCGCUGGAAAACUCGAACCUGGCCCAUGGUCUUUCACGCUCUACUCGCUUCUUCCGGAUAUCUCUUACUCACCGUAGCAGGACAUUUCCAACUCGGCCAGGGAAUACGCUAUGCAGCGACAUUUCCCAUUUGCGCGGGUUUUUUCAGCUGCGUGACGAUUGUCAUUACAUGGACGGUGAAUAAUCAACGCAGCGAUGAGGGAAAGGGGACCGGAGUCGCUGUGCUUAAUGUGAUUGGGCAAAUGGGGCCGUUGGUCGGGACGAGGUUAUAUCCGGACACAGAAGGCCCUUAUUACACACGAGGUAUGGAGGUCUGUGCUGUCAGUAUGGGUGGUGUGGCGGUGUUGACUUUGGUCUUGAGGUGGGUUAUUGGUAGGGAGAAU
This is a messenger RNA of Sphaerulina musiva SO2202, 1353 nucleotides long. Its product is annotated as MFS general substrate transporter. Gene Ontology annotation, biological process: transmembrane transport. Gene Ontology annotation, molecular function: transmembrane transporter activity. The annotation marks the transcript as partial. The transcript has 2 exons. NCBI's taxonomy places the organism in Eukaryota, Fungi, Ascomycota, Dothideomycetes, Mycosphaerellales, Mycosphaerellaceae. The record is from RefSeq and is a predicted model, not a curated record. Gene Ontology annotation, cellular component: membrane.